Molecule: messenger RNA, 942 nt
Organism: Cucurbitaria berberidis CBS 394.84
Lineage: Eukaryota; Fungi; Ascomycota; Dothideomycetes; Pleosporales; Cucurbitariaceae
Exons: 3
Coding region: 1-942 (313 amino acids)
Molecular function (GO): metallopeptidase activity
Source: RefSeq, a predicted model, not a curated record
AUGUUGUACCUAUGGCUAUGCCUCUCCAUGCUGCUACUCGGUUUUCACGGCAGCGUCCAUGGUUACAUGAUUGAUCAAGACUGUGGAGAGGACACACAAUUUGUUAAAGACAGGAUUGAUACGGCCUUUCGACUGAUUGCAAAUGCUGUGACCGAACUCAACAGGGACCCUAUCAAUGUGGACGUCGAUGACUGGCAUAAUGAACUGUUUGGCCGACGCUUUGAUCCAGAGUACACGGGAAUUAUCAAAAAACGCUUCGUAGCCUUGUCACGGUUAAGUCAGCACAACAAUAAUGAUCAGACUUCGAUCGCCCAGAAUAUCGUAGACGUUCGCGUCUACUGCACCGUCAAGCGAAUUGGAAAGAACAAGGAGGGAAUAUACAUAAACAAAGAUCGCAACGUUGCCUAUGAGAAAGGAGAUCUGUCGAAGCCAGGUGGACGAUUUGGGAAUUGUUACGAUAUCAAAGAUCCCACCAUGAUGGUCACACUAACCGCGGGAAAAGAGUUCUCCGAGAUCCAGAUUUGUCCUUGGUACCUACGCAAGGCCCGCGGUUUCAAAUUCAAAGAUCUUGCUGAUAUCCCAGCAUCCAUCUAUUCAGCUCUCGGCAAGGUAGCGAUUCCAACAAUGGCGAAAUUGAAAUACACACCAAUCGACAUUUUCCUCCUAAUGGACAAAGUUAUUGUGCACGAGCUGACGCAUACGGAACAAGCGUUCCCAGCGACGAAAGACCUCGACCCCAAGCCAUAUGGCCUAAAAAACGCGAAGAAGCUAGUUUUGAUAUAUAACCAGAACCCCGAGGCUCAAUUUGAUCCUCUGCAAAAUGCAGACUCCAACUCGCUGUUUGCAGUUGGCACUUGGCUCAUUGUUCAACCUGACGGCGGACCUAUUAACCCAGAUGGCACAUUCAGAAAGCCACAGACUACACCAAAAGCGAAGAUCUAA